UUUACCCGGACGAAAAAAGCUUGACACAGACGGAUAAGGCCAUCUCCAUGGAAACUGCGAAACAAUCACAAAGCAAGCUUAAGAUGUCGGCGGAGAGGAGGUCGUCCAGCGGCAGUACCCUGUGCAGCGUGUCGUCUGGCCGAAGCAGCCGGGCCCGAUCUUCCCUCAGGUCCAGUCUGGAGGAGGCCCUGGUCCGCGAGUACAACGAGCGCUUCGGCGCCGCCGCCGGUUCCUCGCCCUCCGCCGCCCGCCUCCCCAGGAAAUACGUCUCCCCCUAUGCAAGCAAGGGCUCCAGGAACGGUGGGACCAAAAGGCGUUCGGCUCCCGUGACCCCUGACCCCAGCCCACCUUCCCCAGCGUCAACAAGGAACGGGUCGAGAAGGAGACCCCACAGCAGCCCCUCCCCUCAGCUCCGGAAGUCCCGCCCCCCUUCCCGGGCGACCCCCCCGGUGUACGAGCGCCAGCCGACGGUCAUCAGAGUGACGGCCCACAGGAACGGCUGCGGACAAGCCUCCGCCAAAAUCGCCGCCCCCAGCUUCACAGUGCUGCUGGAGGAGUGCACGUCCAAGCUCAAGAUGGCCUCCGCCGCCCGCCGCCUCUUCCUGGAGGACGGCAGCGAGGCGUUCCGGGGCGAGGACAUCCCGAAAGACGCCCACGUGUACGCCUCCGGCGGGGAGGCGUUCCUGGACCCGCGGGCGGAGAUAAGGGCCCAUCUGUCAUUGAGCAAGGAGGCGAGCUGGACCGUGAACGGCGUGGUGCUCCCCGCCAGCCCCGGGCGGGGCCGCACCCGGCCCGCCCUCUCCCACCGGCUGCGGGGGCUCAGCCGGGCCGCGCCCGCCCUCCGGGUCCUGGCGUUCCGGAACGGUGCCGGGAGCGAGGGCUGCGAAGUGGCCGCCGCCGGCCCGGUGGAACAGUUCCUGGACCUGUGCACGCUGAAGUUACAGCUCACCUCGACGGCCCAGCUGCUGUACGACUGGGAGGGAAAUCGAGUGCAGGACAUCGGCCUCGUUCCCCUGCUGGACGGCUGCCUGCAGGGCUCGGCCACGCCCCUGAGGGGGCCGGUGUGGGUGUCCCGGGGCGAGUGGUUCAGCCCGGCCGGGGCCAAGGUCUACAUCCAAGGAGCCCUGCGCGCCCUGCGCGGGAAGCUGAGGCCCGCGGCGGAGUACCUGGCGCAGGUGAACUUCGCUCUUGAAAACAGCCGUGAGAAAGUCUGGAAGAAGGAGAUUCUCUCCAUGACGGUGAAGGAGCUUUAUGAGGCCAGGGAAAAGGCGCGGAGGCAGGUGGAGGAGCUGAGGGCCUCCCUCCGGAAGCACCGGGCCCAGCUCGCCGCCCUGGGCCCUCUGAUUCGGGCCGAGGAGGAGCGCCCCGGCGGGUACGUGUCCCAGCACGUGCGCCCCCUGCACGGCGGACCCCCCCUCCCGCAGGGCCUGCAGCUCAAGGUGUACGAGAUCGGCCGCGCCUCGGGGGAGACCCUGGUGUUCGUCAACAUGGCGGAGGUGGACAAAGGCUGCAGGGAGGACGCCGAGCUGAGCAUGGAGAGGCUCCUGCAGGUGAUCCAUCAGAGGCUGCAGGCGCGCGGGACAGGGGGCCCCUGCGGGCCCCGCUCCGUCCCCACGCGCCUGUUCGACGAGCGGGGCGAGGCCGUGAGCAGCCCCGCGCACCUCCGAAACGAGCAGGCCGUCUGGGUGUCGUACGGGGAGGACUACCGGCCCCCCCGUCAGGCAGUCCUGGCCCUGGCUUUUGAAAGAGCCGUAGCGGCGGGGGAGGAGGAUUACAGGGACAUCUUCCGAGCCCCCCUGGACCCGGACGCGGAAUUACCAGCCGGAUUCAGGAAAUGGGAGGCGUGGGAGGGAUUCCCGCCGAACUGCGUCCCCGACCCUCCCGGGAGCACUCGUCUGGCCGACAGAGCGGACCCGCGCGCCCACUUCAUCCAGCUGAAGGCUGAUCCGCAGGUGGUUCUGGUUCCUUCAGCCGAAGUGGUGUACCGGACCGGACCGGCCGGGUCCAAACUGGCGGGCGGUAAAGGGCCGGGGGCGGAGUGGCCGCUGUCACACGUGUGGGUCGUCACCAAGGCGGGGUGGAUCCUAAGCCGCGUCUUGCCGCAGCUCUGCCUGGCCGUCUCCUCGCAGCCAAUCACGCUGACGGACGGGGACGGCACGCCCGCAGAGGCCUUCCCGCUAAACGUGCAGAAGAGGGUCAGAGGUUGCCCGGACCAGGAGUGGAGCUUCGGAAAAGAUGGCUGCAUCUUCCCAAGGGCUCGCCCCGAGUUUGUCCUGACCUUCCUGAACGUUCCGCGCGGGGCGACCCACGACAGCCAGGGGGCGCGGGAGGCAGGGAGGCAGAAGAGAGACGCCCAGGCGGAGCGUCCGGGACACGGCGUCAGCGACAGCGCCGAAAACGGAGCGUGGCGUCCGGCGGACCCCCCGGCGCCGGCGGGGGCCCUCGGGGAGGGAGCCCAGCCGACGGUGGCCCUGCUGAGGAGACGCGGGGACAAACACCCCCGGGCCUCCGCUCAGAGGUGGGCUAUCAGGCAGGAGGGGGUGGGGAGGUGCGGUCAGUGGAAACACUCCAAGGUGGAGAACCCGCUGUGGAACAAGCUGACCUACAUGUGGCCCACACUGCCGGACGGGGAACUCAACCAGGACCUGGCCUGGCCUCUAGAGGGCGCGCUGGUUGCUUGUGCCCCGCCUCUGACUGACUCGAGCAGGAGGCCCCUGGACCGUGUGCCCAUGCGACUGCGGGUGCUGAGGAACGGGCAGCAGGGCGGGGGCGCCCAGGCCGUGACCGUGACCGCGCCCGACACCGCCAACAUGCUCAAAACACGGAGGAAGUCACAACCCCGCCCCCGCGGUCCCAGAGCGGAGACGGACCGGGGGAACACGGCACAGGACGACGACCGCGCCACAAAAAUCCACAAGCUGCAGUUCCAGCAGUUUCUCGAGAGGUGCACAGGGGCCCUGGGCCUGCCCCGCGCGGCCCGGCGGCUGUUCGACCAAGACGGCCAGGAAGUCUCCCUCCUCACCGGCCUGCAGAGGGACCAGCUGGUAUACACGUCAUGCGGGGAGCAGUGGGCGGACCCCCGGCUCCACCAGGCCGACAGGAAGAGGCGUGUCCUGCUGAGCGGCCUGGAACAGGACGCGGCUCUGGUGCGACACUACUGCGCCACGCGCCACCACCAGGAUCUGGUUCUCGAGGCUGUGGGCGAGCUGACAGACGGGGCCCAGCUCACCGUGUCAGAAUGCUGCGUAUUGCCAGGGGAAACGAGUAAGGAAUCGUCCAAUCAGGAGCCAACCAAUCAGGACACCGAUGAGAACACAGAUGAAGAUCUCCUCAACAUGCUGAAAGAGGACUCUCAUUCUAGAGCCCACCGCAAGUUGGACGAGAAGCACCAGCCUUUCAGAUACCCAUGGCAAGAGAAUUUGGAACUUUUUGAAGACGGUGGCAUUCAGAACGAUAAAGAGGAGAGCUCCACCAAAAUGCUGGUGCAGAAGCGGAGGAGAGUCACGCAGGCCCAGCUUCAGCAGUUUGAGUUCAGGGAGGGGCAGAUUGUGAGCUGCCAGAGUCCCGGGCUGGCCCUGGGGGUGAGGUCAACGGAGGGGGCGCGGGCCGGGAUGACCCUACAACUGCUGACCCGAAACCCAGACGACACCAACCAGCGCUGGAUACUGAGAGACGAGGACCAGACUCUUCGUCUGCUGGCUAACCCUGGCCUGGUGCUCGCAGUGUCCGUGUCAAAAAUCACCCAUGGACACACCGGCGCUCCCAUCCCCAUUCCUGGCUGCCCUGUCAUACUCCAGAAGCACAAGCCGUACAGCCAUGGAGCAGCCAAUCAGAGGUGGGGCUGGCUGCCGGAGGUCCCGGUGCUGAGCGCCUUCUUCACCUCGGAGCUGGACCAGGCGGUGACCGCGGCCCUCAGAGCCUGUCUGUGCACCGCCUGCGUGACCCCAGAACCGCUGCACCAGCAGGGCUACUUCCUGCUCAGCUCGGGUGGGACGAGGAGAGUGGAGGUGUGCUCCACCUGCGCCAAAAUCCUGAGGGGAAAGCACGUCCUGCAGGAGCUCCCCCCCGACUCCGUCUUCUGCUGCUCCACCGCGCGGCGGGACGCUGCCCUCAACCCCCACGGGCCGUUUAAGAUCCUCACCGUCUGCAAGACGGACCUCGGCGACGCGUCUGCGGCGGAGGGCGUCCUGCGCCGUCUGGAGGAGCGCCUGGAGUCUUUGAGGGCCGAGACGCACCCCCGCGGGACCGCCCCCCCGGCCCCCGGCCCCGCCCCCGCCCGCGCGCAGCCGGCCGCCAGGAUCCUGGCCCACAGGAACGGGUGGGGGCUGAGGGGGGGCCAGCUGAUCACCGCGGCGACAGUACCCCUGAUGCUGUCUCAGUGUACCCUCAAACUGCAGCUGUCCCGGGCCGCCACACGCCUCCACACCGCAGACGGGACGCAGAUCCUCUCCGUCCCGCAGCUCAAAGCCUGGGCCAUCAACGAGUGCCUGCAGGAGCACUGCGCAGCCGCAGACACGACUGCGCAGCCCGCAGAACCCCCGCACGCAGACCCGCCACGCACAGACCCCCUGCACCCCCCAGACGCAGACUCGAGAGGUCGUCCGGGUUACGAGCCCCUCCCCCAGGUGACCGCGGAGGACCUGGACGCCGUGGACGAGGACCUGCAGGCGCUCAUCCUGAGGAGCCCCGUCGACGUCUGGGUGUCCUGUGGGGAGCCCUUCAUCCCUGUGGAGGUAGUGCAGAGGAGACAGGGGCAGCGGUGGAGGAGCUGGCUGCAGAAGGAGAAACUGCUGGCUGAGCUGCUGAUGAAGAAACACAAGAUGAGGCACCUGCAAGGCCGGCGGAUCGCCGGGCAGAGUCUGGCCAGGAUGGUGCCCACCCUGAGCCCGGCCCAGCCCGUGGUGGUGGAGGGGGGCUGGACACAGGCCAGUCUGGAGGAGCUGGAGCUGAAGGAGGACCUGCAGAACAUGGAGACGCACCUCGCAGCGGUGGAGGCGUCGCGGGCGAAGAACCGCGCGCCCGUCCCCAGCAGGCAGUCCAGGGGCCUGCAGGAUCUGUACAACCAGCCCGACGUCAAACGGGUGCUGGCGUACCGAAACGGGGACCCCAAGCGGGCGGCGUACGUCUGGGGGCGGAGCAUCGAAGAGCUCCUGAGUAACAGCGGCUCCAGACUGGGGCUGUCCCAGCCGGCGGCGUGCCUCUACGGGGCCGACGGGGGCCCGCUCCGCUCGUGGGCCGAGGUCCAGCGGGACAUGCUGGUGUGCGUGUCGGCGGGAGGCCCCUUCCUCACCGCGGAAGACUGCAGGGAGAAGAUCGAGGUGAGGGCGAGGUACGCUCGAGCAAAGAAGAACUGCGGUCCGGACGGCAUCCUGCUGGAGAUGGAGACCCAGAAGGGUCCCGCGGUCAGUAUAACCGUAGGUGUGAACGGUAGUGAUCCUGUGGGGUACGUAUAA
Molecule: messenger RNA, 5453 nt
Organism: Anguilla anguilla (European eel)
Lineage: Eukaryota; Metazoa; Chordata; Actinopteri; Anguilliformes; Anguillidae
Product: doublecortin domain-containing protein 1-like
Exons: 39
Coding region: 48-5453 (1801 amino acids)
Biological process (GO): intracellular signal transduction; regulation of mitotic cytokinesis
Molecular function (GO): microtubule binding
Source: RefSeq, a predicted model, not a curated record